GCAAUGGAAAAGAUGAACAAUGUUACAGAAUUCGUCCUGCUGGGUCUCACCCAGAAUCCACAGCUUCAGAAACUCCUCUUUGUGGUGUUUUCCAUUACCUACUUGAUGACAUUGGUAGGUAACACUUUCAUCACAGUCAUCAUCUUCAUCAGCCCAGCCCUGGGUUCUCCCAUGUACUUCUUCCUAUCUUACUUGUCUAUUAUAGACGGUUUUUACUCUUCUUCCAUAGUACCCAGAAUGAUUUUUGACUUGAUCUCUGAAAAGAGCACUAUAUCCUUCAAUGGAUGCAUGACUCAGCUCUUUGCUGAACAUUUCUUCGCUGCAGCUGAGAUCAUCUUGUUAGUGGUCAUGGCCUAUGACCGCUAUGUAGCCAUCUGCAAGCCCUUGCACUACAUGAGCAUCAUGAGCCGACCUCUGUGUAGUUUCUUCGUGGUGGCGGCUGGCGUCUUGGGAUUUAUCCACGGAGGGAUCCAGAUUGUGUUUAUGGCGCAGUUACCAUUCUGUGGCCCCAACAUCAUCGACCAUUUCAUGUGUGACUUAAUCCCGCUCCUGGAGCUGGCCUGCACGGACACUCACACGGUAGGACCCCUGAUUGCUGCCAACAGUGGGUCGCUGUGCCUGCUGACGUUUUCUGCACUGGCAGCUUCCUACAUCAUCAUUUUACGUUCUCUGAAGGCUUACAGCUCCGAGAGGCGUCACAAAGCACUGUCCACCUGUGCUUCGCAUAUUACUGUUGUCGUCUUAUUCUUUGUGCCUUGUUCAUACCUGUACCUGAGACCCGCGACCUCUUUCCCCGCCGACAAAGCCGUGACAGUGUUUUGCACCUUAGUAACACCCAUGCUGAAUCCUCUAAUCUACACCCUCAGAAAUGAGGAGGUGAAAAAUGUUAUAAAGAAAUUCUGGGGCAGAAGAGUGAGAAGUGAUAAGAGAUAA
Molecule: messenger RNA, 933 nt
Organism: Ochotona princeps (American pika)
Lineage: Eukaryota; Metazoa; Chordata; Mammalia; Lagomorpha; Ochotonidae
Product: olfactory receptor 4C45-like
Exons: 1
Coding region: 4-933 (309 amino acids)
Biological process (GO): G protein-coupled receptor signaling pathway
Cellular component (GO): membrane
Molecular function (GO): G protein-coupled receptor activity; olfactory receptor activity
Source: RefSeq, a predicted model, not a curated record